CUGUACAACAAGGGCCGGGCUGCAAGAGCCCAUUCGCGUACUUUUUGAUUAGUCUUGGGAAUUGAAUUAAACCAGUGACAUUGAAUUAAGUACUUUUGCUGCGACCUUGGCUUACAUACGGACUACAGGAUGGUUGAAAUUAACUCUUGGAUCGUCGUCUGACUGUACUACCUAGGUAUGUAAUCUCGCGAGCCUCAGCCCUGUGGUUGAGACCGGGGAUAGUCUUGGCCUGUCGCUUAAUUUAUCUCAUGGAUGGUGAAGCUCUCAGGAGCCGACACUUGACGGCUCGGUGAUGCAUUUGCCAGUCUUCAGCCUUCUUCAUUGUUUUCUGCCGUUCUGGCCUUAUUUAAUGGUCGAGGCUGCCGCACUGAACUUCUGCAUCGUAUACACCGGUUAACGAUAUCUCCUCUCAUUAUUUUCUUGGCGUCUGAAACACAGGGUCCCACGGCGUUUGUAUCUCUACGAUGGUGACUGAGACUGCUCCUAAGACCAUCAAGCGGUUAAUCGCCUGUUGCGAUGGCACCUGGAUGGAUAGUGACAAUGGCUACGAAGAACCCGGCUUGCUAAGAAAAGAAGGUUCUCUUCAGAUACCUUCCAACGUUACUCGAAUAUCCCGUUGCUUUGAGAAGAGGUGCAGCGAUGGCAAGCUUCAAGUGGUCAACUAUGAGUCAGGUGUUGGUACAGGUAGCAACGUACUCGACAGCAUUACUGGCGGUGCUUUUGGUAUGGGACUCGCAGAGCGUAUGCGGGAAACAUAUUCGUUUUUAUGUUCCAACUAUAUGGAUGGCGAUGAGAUAAUACUCGUUGGUUUCUCCAGAGGUGCUUUCACAGUCCGUUCUGUGGCAGGCAUGAUUGGCAAUAUAGGCCUACUCACGCGUGAGGGUGUUGAGUUCUUCUACCCUAUCUUCAAAGAUAUGCAGCAUUGGAUGGACGAUGAUUAUGAAGAUCCAUUCCCCAACAUUCCAUUCCCUAACAAACCUAAAGGGAAGGACGCUGCAGAAGUUUACCGGGCUCGCUUGGAGCAACUCGGCUACACUCGUGUGAGGCGGAGUGAAGGAGAAGGCGACAUCAUCACCAUCAAAGCAGUGGGCGUCUGGGAUACCGUGGGUAGCCUCGGGAUUCCCAGAUGGCAUGACACAAAUCUGUCAGAUAGAAUCGAACAUGCGUUCCAGGCCCUUGCUCUGGACGAAACAAGGCCCCCCUUCACACCAGCAGUCUGGGAGAGGCUCCCGGAGAACAAAUACACGACGGAUCUCAGGCAGGUAUGGUUUCCUGGGAAUCAUGGUAACUGCGGUGGCGGGUGGGAAGAUCAAGGCAUGUCAAACAUCACACUUGCAUGGAUGAUGGACCAACUGGCUUCAAUUGGGGUUGAGUUCGACCUCCCUGCACUAGAACGAUGUUUCUUCCAGAACUUCAAAUUCUAUCACACAACUCCCUCAAAACUCAGCAUAAAGUCGAGGAAGAGGAGAGAGAAAACAAAGAAACGCCAGUGGGCGAUAAACCCAAUCUACGAGAAUAACCGCCCAUUUAGACCUUGGGGGCUUGGGACAAUAAGCAAAGCUCCAGGACUCCUCUACAAACUCUCUGGCCAGACAGUUCGUACACCAGGUCUGUAUAGGCCAACUGACCGCCAAUCGAAAUGCGAUAGGUCAAGAUACCUUCUUGAUACAAACGAGCGAAUACACAGCUCCGUACGAAUCAGGCUUGUCUGCAAAGGCCUCGGCUUGAAUGAUGACCACGUCUGGGACUGCCGAGCUUUGCUCAGUAACUGGAAACUCAAACGAACGAGUGAGAAAUAUACUGAUCCAGUUCCAUUCCAGCCUGGUUGGUGUCCGAACCGUGGAAAAGAUCAUAUGGGCCAUCCUAACGAUUGGUCGAAGGGGCGAUGGGUUUGGGAAUACGUCGGCAACGAGAAUGAUGGCCCCAAAGAGGCAAGACAACGGAUAAUGGUUGAAGAGCCUUUGGGACCCUAUGAGCGAUACUUACUCAGCUUGUCAGCAGGAUCACCGAAUGUGUAUUAUUUUGCGGAUACGAUAAAUAGUUGAAGUCUCUGGCUUGAUAGCUAGGUAGGAGGCGGCAGAAGUCUUCUGACUACAGCCCGAAGGGAUAAAAGACUUAGAUAACGCUACAUUACUAUAUGAUACCUUAUGAUGAGUUUAACAUACUAUGUGAAGACAUUGUCUUCUCACCUUUCUAAAGA
Molecule: messenger RNA, 2200 nt
Organism: Fusarium verticillioides 7600
Lineage: Eukaryota; Fungi; Ascomycota; Sordariomycetes; Hypocreales; Nectriaceae
Exons: 4
Coding region: 465-2045 (526 amino acids)
Source: RefSeq, a predicted model, not a curated record